Molecule: messenger RNA, 5602 nt
Organism: Ylistrum balloti
Lineage: Eukaryota; Metazoa; Mollusca; Bivalvia; Pectinida; Pectinidae
Product: tetratricopeptide repeat protein 13-like
Exons: 24
Coding region: 1-2658 (885 amino acids)
Molecular function (GO): protein binding
Source: RefSeq, a predicted model, not a curated record
AUGAUCAAAGUCCACCACGCUGUGAUACGUACACUUGGGCCUAAAGUUCAGAAUCAGAGGCUGAACGUGAGCUCUUCACCAAUGGAGGUAGGAUUAGUUGAUGACAUGGCGGUCAGACUACUUCUGUUUGUAUUUUCAUGCAUCGUUUUAGGUAACCAUGCAGAGCAGUCAUGUGGAAUUGCAAAUGUUCAGGUUGAGAACGAAGACGGGACUACUCAAGUGUUUGAAGUGAAGCGGCUCGAGCCGGUGAAAGGCGAAUCAUGCAGUCUGUGUACUCUGAAACCCGUCAACUUUGUACCACGGUUGACAGCACUCGAGUCCAAUGUUUUCCUAGCAGUGGGAGAAGUCGUCUCACAGUGUGAUGACCCCAGUGCUGAUCUACCUGAAGGACUAUGUUCCUCCUUCAAGGACACUGGGCAUUGUUCCAAGGAUUCUGUAUGCAGCCAUGAACCUGAGGACCUUGCAGAUGUUAUCGUGAAGAAGGGUUUUGUGCCAAUGUCAACUGGAGAUGUGGAAACUGAUAAGCAAUUGGCUUUAGGAAUAGUUUUGAUGAACUCUGGAAGUCUUGAGGAAUCAAUUAAGGUUUUGCUGACUGUGAUAAGGGAUAAACCCGAGACACUGGCAGCCUACUACAUUCUUGGAAUUGCUCACGUGAGGAGAGGUGUUCAGGAGAGAGGUAAUGCUGUGAGUGCCAUGCGAGACUUCACUGAGGCCAUAAAGAGAAGUACCACACAGUUUGAACCAUAUGCCAGACGGGCUGAGCUUCAUUUGGCUUUAAAAGAUUAUGAUGAGGCUUUAAGAGACCUGAUUAGGGCAGAGGAAUUUCACCCUGACAGCAAAGUAUACUUCAUGAGGGGUAUCAUCCAUCUGCUUUUAGAGAACUUUGUUGAAGCAGAGGAUGAUUUUAAGAUGAAUCUGAAGAAUGAGGAUCACUUAUAUCUAGCCUCUUAUUAUCACCUGGGGCUGACACUGUACUACCGUGGUAAAAUCAGGAAUGCCAUUGAAGUGUUUAAAGAGGUUUUAAAAAUCAAACCUGAUUUUGUUGAUGCCUCUACAAGUUUAGCACAAGCUUUCAGAGAACUAGGUAACUUGCGAGCUUCCCGUGCUAAGUUCAACCAUUCAUUAAAUACCAACCCCAGUCACAGCCAGACACUCCAGCUAAGAGGAAAUAUGUUGUACCACAGUGGAGAGACUGUGAAGGCUGCCCAGGACUUUAAAAAAUGUUUAGAAAUAGAUCCGGAGAACAUCAACUGUCAGUAUAUGUUAGCGUUGUGUGAUGCAGCAAUGGGCCGGUUUUAUGAGAGUGUCAAGUCUACAACUAAAGUGAUGGUGAAAAAUUCCAAUGUUAUGAGGGCCUCGCCAGAAUUUUUGAAAGCACAUUAUCUAAGAGAAUAUGUACGAUAUCUACAUUCCCACCUCGAUCAGCCUAUAACAGACUUAAAGCUGGACGAAGAUUUAUCAGAGGAAUUCAGAGAUCACUGGGCCAAACUUUUACCUUUCCAAUUUCGAAAUGCAUAUAAAGAGCAGCCAGGCUUACAACCAGAUAUAAAAGAUGUUGUACCUACAUUGAUAAAACAAUAUCCUACCAAUAUACAGAAUUUAAUAUGUAAAGCAGAUAAAAUAGGGAUGUUAACCCAGGUAAACACAGAUGGCUACACCCCUAACAGAAAGCUUAAUAUGGCUAUGGGAUUGGCAUCAAUACAUAUAUCACAAAUUUUAGAGGCAAGAUGGAAAGGAUUACGACAAAACAAACAAAUGGAACGAUCAUUAACCUGGAGAGAGAUUUUUGAUGUAGCUGUGAAGUAUCGUCGCCUGGUAGACCCAGAACAGGCAGUACUAUGGCUAGAUACAAUGCCUGAUCAUACUACUGAUGGUUACAGAACUGAUAUUAGCUUUAUAAGGGGGUCUGUGUAUAAUGUUAAAGUGUUACAGUACUUUGACCUGGUAUUUAAAUUAGGAAAGACUAUGUUGGAACACUUUUCUGGAGAAGGAUCAGUAACAUAUUCUGGAUUAAAAGAUGAUAUUGAAAAAGCUAAAACUUGUGAAGAUUUAUUAGACAUUGCUAAAAAACGACAGAUAAAUCAACAGGGGUUUUUGGUUGCCACACAGGUACCCAGCAGUAGGCGAGAUAAUAAAGAUGAUGACAGACUGGAUGGCUCCAUGCUUGUCCUGACUAGAGACAUAAAUCACAAAGUUUUAUUUUCCAUGAAUGUGGUAAAUAGACAUGCCAGGACAAUGGCAUACCAUGCUGAGCUUGACUCGGUGUUUAAUCAACUACAGGAAGAGAUCAAGAGGACAGGAGUGACUAAAGUUACAGAUGUUGAUUCAGUGCUGAAUAUCAUCCUUACUUUGGCGUACUAUUUCUACAAUCUGAUGCCCCUCUCACGGGGAUCAAGUGCUGUUGCAUAUUCUGUGGCCUUGGGAGUUAUCAUGUCCAUUGGAAGGCAAGUCACAGGCAAAAUGCCUAAUGGCAAGUUAGUGGAGAUGGAAGCCAUGCUAUCUGGGGCACCGGAUGUUUUUAUACUCAUGUCAAAACAAUGGAUGAAUAUAAAAAGGUUAAAUAUUCCUACCUCCUUGUUGCCAAAGGUGUACGAAGCUUUCCCCACCACAAGGAAUGUGAUUGAAGUUCUAAAUGUUAAUACAGAUGCCUGCCAGUAGUCCUAUACACAAACCCCAGUAAUACAACCAUUCCUUCACUAAGUCGCAGCACAUGUUUUUAAUGAUAAUGUUAUUUGUUAAUUUUUGCAGUGAUUGAAUACAUUUUUUAUUUACCUGUGUUCAUUUUUUUUUUCAAUGUUUGCGUCCUUAGUUUUUCAAUGACUUACCUGUGUUUGAUUUCAGCUAGGGUCUUUCAUGAUCAAUCAUAAGUUUCAAUUAAGAGGAGCCACAAUGGUAACAUAUUUCAAAAACUGAGUUUUCAACAAUACUCUAUCAUUUGACCUGAGAAGAACUCUGUUGUGUAAACUACAAUAGCACUUUCACAACUUGUUAUCAUCUGUCCAGUGAUAUUUUUUGGCAUUAAAGAAGGGGCAGUAAGGUUUCACCUCAUCCAAUAGAAAUUAAACCUGUUUCAUUUCAUGGACAGGAGAUGUCUCGACACUCUGUUAUGCUAUAAGAACAGUUUCAUACCAGAAAAUCAGAUUGACAUUGGAAAUUUUUGCCAGCUUGACCUAUAUUUCAAUAUCAGUAAUAACUAUGAAAUUUGAUCUUUUAGCAUUAAAUUGAAAUCUGUUUACCACAUGUGUCACCUGGUGUAAUCUUAGAACCCUGAAUUUACAAACAUAAUAAAAACAACCAGUCUUGUUACAUGAUUGCUUUCAAAUUGAGUGAAAAUACCCAUGUCAUAUUUUGUCAUAUUCCACAUGUUUAACAUAGCAUAAUGUUUCACCAAGUUUAGGUAACGAAAUGACGUCACAUACUCAAUGGAUGCAUUGUGGACCACAUUUAUGGAGCUGAAACGACCUCAAAUUUGACAUGGAAAUGUCCAUUUUCUGUAAUAUUUACUGUAAUAAUCCAUCAUGUGAUAAACAAAGUAUCUUAAAUCUGAUAUGUGACUUAUGAUACUUGUUACAAUUUUUCGUCAAUUGUGCCAAGCGCCCAGUAAAGUGAAAAAUUCUAAGACCCAUUUCACAAAUCAUAUAUCAGAUGAAAAAUCAGGUAAGGUCCUACAUGUAGUUACUAUUGGAAGGUUUCUAAAAGGAAUUACUUCUAAACAAACCCAAAUGUUAUGUCUAUUUAAUAACUGUCCAUAGAUAUUGAUUAAUUUCUGACCAACCUCAGCUUGGUCGCUAUCGACAACUGAAUUUCAUGAAUUCCCACAUAAAACUUAUCCAUCCUUGUGUAAAAAAAUUACCUUUGUCCUACAUCUUGUGAUGGUUGACUGGCACAUCAUUUAUACUUUCAUAUUUAACAAAAACACAAAUAAGACAAAAAAAUCACUACAAAAUCUGUUGCCUUAGAGGAUUUCAAAGAAUGUUGUUUCCUCUGAUGAAAGUCGAGUACUAGAGAGAAUUUUUCUAGGAUAAGGAAUCAGAUAUUGAUUGUAAAGAUUAAAAAAAGGGAUAAAAUAAAAAUGAUUUUCUAAAUUACAAAAAAGCACAUGUUUUAAAAAGAGCUUUAGAUAGCUAAUAUCCUCUGUCCGUGACCUGAGUACUUUUCCUUAUCAUUGUUGCUAAACCCUGUGAAAUAGUUGUUAAUACAGAAAAGAUCAGUUCACAAACUCAUCUCAUGCUAUUGGUUUAAUGAAAAAGUUUAAUUUACCAAAUUUUUCUGAAUUUUUGUUUUGUUUUUUUUUUUGUUAAAAUAUCAUAAGGUUUGACUACUAAACAGUAUCACUUAAUCUUAUAUUUACAUAAUAUGUUUAGCAUAUUAGCUUCAGGUUUUUGUUUGAUGUUGUUUAUGGUCCCAUCUGAAGUCUUUCCUGCUUCCUAUAAGAUUUGUAGGCUUCGAGUCUUUAAAGUUUAAUUAAGUUGAACUCUUUCAAGGUAAUAUAUGUUCUUGGAAGAGAACCAGAAAGUGUUCAUUUCAGAGUCCAGAGUAUGAUUGAUACCUCAAACUUUUGAUCAUCAAUUUUGAAAUUAGUCUGUUUUGUUUAAUAUAUCACUUUGUAGCUUGAGUUUGUAAUUUUCUAUUAGUUCUAGUCAUUUCAUUCCAAAUCAUUUAAUAUUUGAAGCUAAUUUCUCCCUAGUGGUUUAUUUAAUUGAUGAACAUUGCUUCUAUGCCAUAACAGAUGAUUUUACUGUUUUUUAUGAACCUAAACACUGCAGUCAAUGAUUUUUUUUUCUAAUGAUUUCAUAUCCUUUUAUCUUGAAUUACAAAAUUUCUCUUCUAAUUAACUCUCCUUCAGAGUACCCAGAAGGAUCAGUGAUGAUGUUGUCAAGAAAAGAUGGGAUAAUUGCAAAACAUUUUGAGAUUAUUUAAAAAGAUAUUUACUAGGUACACAGGAGAUAUAAUUUUAAUUGAAUAUUGGUUUUGGUGGCUAAUGAAUUUGGCAGGACUUAAUUACCCUCAUGAAUCUUAGUUUUUAACCUGGAUUAGGGAUUUCUGAAUGGACAAGACCGACAACAAUAAAAACAGCAUUAUGCAAGAUCUACAGACAAAUGAAUUUAGGUAUAGCACAUAGGUCACUAAACUGUGCAAAGACAAAUAUCUUGUGGAGGGUUUUGCAAAUCAUUAGACAACAAAAUGCUGCUCCAUAUUGAUAGCACUAAAUAACUGGGCUAUUAUCAUUAAUGGAUAAAUUUCUAUUUGGAAUUCACAUUCAGAUAUACACAGAUAUUUCCUUUAUAAUGAUUGGACAAUGAUUUUGUUUGUUUGCUAAUUAACAUUUUGUAAUUUAAAUUAUUUAAAAUUUUUUACACCAACAGAAAUCAGGAAUUUGAGCUUAAUUAUACAAUGAUAUUGCCCUUCCUUAUCAACCUUACCAUUGUUUGAGAAUUACGUCGCUUUUGUAAAUGUUGAAUGACCUAUAGAUUUAAUAAAGACCUUGAAGUGCCAAUAAUGAAACUAUGCACUCUUUGAUCUUGUCAUGAAGGCAAUUGAUUUUUUUUUAUACUUUGAUAGUCAAGUAAUGAUGUAAACGAUUAAAAUCUACCUCGUUUAA